AGAGGAAUGCAGGACUAAUACAAAAUACAUCAUAGUUUGUGUUGUAAUGUGACAACAUGUGGAAAUGUUAAAUGGGUUUGAAUACUUAUUCAAUGCACUGUAUGAAUCCUUGUCAAGGUAUUAAAGUCCUUCUCCUCUGUUCCACAGCUAAAACCACAAUCAGCUGCUCAGACGGGGAGACGGAGCCCCCCUCACACCUCAACAUCAAUUUAAAACUAAAUGAAAUGCAAAGGUAGCAGGAAGGUUCUGAAGCUGAAAAGGAAAGUGUGAUAUGGACACAACCAUGUUCAGGGACCAAAGAACCACAGCUGGACAAAACCUCGCAGUGAACUCAAAUGACACCCAGGUGACCACCGAUGUUCUGCAGACCUCCUCAGAGCUUUAUCUUAACAUAUUCCUCUCUGGAUUUUACACCAUAGUCCUGUUUCCUGUUGGUCUCCUUGGGAACAUCCUGAUCAUCGUGGUCAACCUGGACCACAAGGGCCGCCUGACGGCCCCAGACCUUUACUUUGUGAACCUGGCAGUUGCGGACCUGAUUCUGGUGGCCGACUCUUUGAUUGAGGUGUUUAACCUGAAGAAGGGCUACUAUGACAACGCCAGCCUCUGCACCUUCAUGAACCUUUUCCAGCAGGUCAACCUGUACAGCAGCGUCUUCUUCUUGACCUGGAUGAGCUUUGACCGAUUCAUCGCGCUGACCCGCAUCACCGGCACUAGCUUGGUCCACGCACGCCUCAGCUGCUGCCUCAUCUGGGUGUUUUCAUCCUUGCUCACCCUGCUACCUUUCGCUGUGACUCAAGUGCAGCAUUCAGGUGAGCUCAAUUUCUGCUUCGCCAACGUGAGCCAGAUUCAGUGGCUUGAGGUGAUGCUGGGCUUCCUGGUGCCUUUCUGCAUCCUGGGUGUGUGUUACUGGAGGAUAGCGCAGGUGCUCCGGCGCAGCCAGAGGGAGCAAUGCACCCCGCAGCAAAAGCCUCGCAGGCAGAGAGCCCUGCGCAUGAUAUCUGCCGCCGUGUUGGUCUUCUUCAUCUGCUGGCUCCCGGUGAACGUUUUUAUAAGCGUUCACCUGCUGAGGGCAGACGCAGAGAGUGGCACGCUGUGGGAGAUUUACCCUCUGACGGGCCACGCUGUCCGGCUCGCAGCUUUCUCCAACAGCUGCCUGAACCCGCUCAUCUACGGCUUUCUUGGGGAGACUUUCCGUAAAAAGCUCAGGCUUUUCCUCCAGGAGAGAAGCCGCAGUUCCAAGCAGCUCAGGUCAGCUUCAGAAAGAGGCAUUUAUGUACCAGCCGCACCAACAUGUCACCAUGCAACAUGUGACGCAUCAAGCCAAGCCACUAAUUCAAGCUCAAACAGCCUCCCACAAACUGUCCUGACACAGAUCACACAAGAAAACAGCUUGUGCCAUGACAUUAAGGACACUUUAAUGGACAAUAGGGCAGCAAGGAGCUUAACUGCUGUAAAAACUAUUUGUCUUUUACAUGAAACUCAGUUUCCAGGUAAAAAUCAGAUCACAACAGUUGAUGGCAUCUUAUUGUGUUCUGAACUCACUGAAACCUCCCAGUGAUUGAAAAUAAACACAAAACAUCAAGG
This is a messenger RNA of Girardinichthys multiradiatus, 1584 nucleotides long. RefSeq names its product G-protein coupled estrogen receptor 1-like. The coding region runs from base 272 to 1558 and encodes 428 amino acids. Gene Ontology annotation, cellular component: membrane. The record is from RefSeq and is a predicted model, not a curated record. The transcript has a single exon. NCBI's taxonomy places the organism in Eukaryota, Metazoa, Chordata, Actinopteri, Cyprinodontiformes, Goodeidae. Gene Ontology annotation, biological process: G protein-coupled receptor signaling pathway; cellular response to estradiol stimulus. Gene Ontology annotation, molecular function: G protein-coupled receptor activity; nuclear estrogen receptor activity.